AUGAAUUCUUUAGUAAUAGAAGAACGAUUCUCGCGUAUUCGAUUGGAACAACAUACUAAAAUAUUUGCAUCUAUGUGUCCCGAUGAAAUCCUUGAUCAUUAUGACAAUUAUAAAACCAGAGAAUAUCAAACGACGUUGUUACUCGGUGACGUUUCAGGUUUCACAGAUCUCACAGAAAAAUAUACAAAAACUGGUGUCGGCGGUCCAUCCAAAUUGUCGGAAACUUUAAACAGCUACAUCGGUGCGAUGGUGCAAGAAAUUCUCUCACAUAAUGGCGAUGUGGUGAAAUUUUCGGGCGAUGCAUUUAUAGUAAUGUGGAAACUUCAAGAAGGAAUGUUUAUGCGUGAUAUUGCGACAGAAGCAAUGCAAACCGCCUGUGUCAUACAGAAACAUUUCGGAACUUACGAAACCGAUGUCGGUGUAACGCUUAAAGUAAAACUUGCCAUUGCUUCUGGAAAAACGUACUUUACAUCUAUUGGUGAUCCAAAAACGAUGUCGUAUUAUGUUAUUACUGGAAAACCUGUCUGGGAUGUAAAACACGCCGAAACACUAUGUCGGGGAGGCGAUAUUCUAGUGGCACCCAGUAGCUGGCAAUGGGCAAAUCCUAAUGAGUAUAUUCACGAAAAGUUACCGGAUGGCAUACAUACUUUAAUCAUAGCCUGCUCAGCAAUGUGGUAUCAAUCUAAAGCUCAUGAUAUACAGAAUAGCAUUGAAAAUGACAAUAGUUGGAAAGAACAUGAUUUUGAACAAGUCGAUUAUAGUCGUGAGUUUAUAAAGAAUACAAAUGUACAAUAUCCGCGUCAUGCUUUUUUUACAUUAUUUCGAAAUAUGAAGAUCAUUACGAAUUAUGCAGUGAGGCCCAAGGUCAUUAAGGUAGCUAAAGCCCAAUUAAAAGAUUCAUUGAGAAGCUAUAUCCCCAGACCAGUGAUACGAUCUGUAGAAUUGGAUGAACCUAUGGAACAUCUUACAGAAAUGAGACAAGUAGUCAUACUCUUCAUUAAUGUCAUCACAGAUGUAUAUAAGGGAAGAUUGAUCUCGCUCGUUGACACAGCUUAUAAAUUAGUCUGCGAAGUAAUCUCCGAAAUGCAUGGAUGCGUGAACAAGACGUCUCUCUUUGACAAAGAUCUGAUAUUCCUCUGCAUAUUCGGAUUACGAGGUGACAAACAUGAGUUGGAAUCGCAGAUUGGAUUGAGAUGCGCCAGCAGACUGCGGCAAGAUCUUCUAGAGAUGAUGAAUGUAAAAUCAGUGACGAUUGCCGUUACAACUGGAAUGACGUAUUGCGGUGUAAUCGGUCACGUUUUACGAAGGGAGUAUACUGUCAUCGGAAUGUCGGUGAACAAGGCGGCGCGUUUGAUGGUCGCGUACAAUAAUAAAGUGGUGUGCGAUCGUGAAAGUUUCCUGCACUCUCGUCUCGAAGCGAGACAUUUUAUAUUGCAAGAGCCGAGGCAUUUGAAAGGAAUCACGAACAUUGGUCCUGUCUACGAAUUUCAGGAGCAGAUGAAAUUUACUGAUUCUGAAUUAACAUGGAGCAAUUAUCCAUUGCUCGGUCGAGAAAUAGAGAUCAAGAUUUUCCAACAGAUGUUAACGAAUAUGAUAGAAUAUUCUUCCGGAGACAUAACAACAAAGCAUUUAAAACCCGAUUACAACACGCUAGUUAUAAAAGGCGAGCCAAGAAUCGGUAAAACAAGAUUGUUGGAUGAAAUCGCACAGAAUAUUCCCACAAAUAUACCAUAUAAUUAUAUCUCCCUAGUGAUGAGCGACGCUAAGGUUUCUUAUAAUCUAAUCCGCAUGAUCUUCUCCAAGCCACUGAAUUUUCACAUCGCCACUAGUUCCAAAGAACGCGAGGAUAGAUUAGUAUUAGAAUUAGGCCAAUUACGUGAACCAGAGUUUCUUUGCACCCUCAAUCAACCCUUUAAUGUUCGUUUUGCAAUGAGCCCACGUUACAAAGCACUAUCAGUAGACCAGAAACACAAGGUGCUAACUAAGUUUCUGCUGAAGCUGAUAAAACGUUGCUUCACGGAGCUAUGGGUGAUGAUUAUCGAUGAUGCCCAAUACGGGGAUAAUGAAUCCAUGUCAUUGUUUCACACAAUGACUAAGCGGAACAUGCUCUUUUUUGUUCUCAGUAUUGGACAUAAACUAAGCGGAGAAUACGAAGUGCAUCCUGCCAUUUUGGAAAGAGCACGAAUUAUAGAAUUAAGUUACAUAGACAAGUGGUAUCAUGCAGCACUAGCAUGUCAAAUUCUUCAUGUGUACGGAAUUCCUCCUGAACUCGAAAAAUUGAUCCAAGAAAAAAGUUUUGGUAAUCCAGGAUGGAUAGAGAGUUAUUUGAUAAGCCUUACGCAAUCUGGCAGUCUUUUGAUAGUUUACAAACGCAAAACGAUAGCUGAAGAAAUGGGUUAUGUGCUUCCUCCCACUGUUAUGUUGAAAAGAUUUGUUUCAGAAGAUAUUAUGAAGAAAAAUGACAAUAACGAAGAAGAUCGUUCAGACAAAUGGAAGAUGUAUCGGACAAGUUAUCGAAAUGGUCCAAUAUCUUUGUUAACUCUACAAAGAAGUGCUAUCCAUGAACCAGAAGCAAUUGAUGACGAAGAAAAGAUUGCCAUUUGUAAAUUCGCGAAAGAUUUUAUACCAGAGGAAGGAAAUGCUGAAAUGACAAUGGACGUAAUGAUCUUGAAGCUUUUCGACUCAUUAACACCAUUGGAUCAGCUACUACUAAAAUGCGCAUCAGUGUUGGGAGAAAUUAUUAAUAGAGAUAUGCUACGAUAUCUAAUGCAAGAUAAAUCUGCGAGAGAAAUUGGACUCGCCAUUCAGAAACUCUUUGAAAUUCGAAUUUUUGGAUGCGCACGGGGUGAUUUCACUACAAGUGGUAGACCAUUAGUAUUUUAUAGAAAUAUAAAAAGGAUUAGCAUUGAGCCCGAAAUUACAUGCGAUUGUAUAGGUCUCAUAAUACGAGAUGAACUAGCUGACCUACCACGAUAUGCAUCUUGCGGUUUGAUACGUUUCAAAAUGUCAAUGUUUCGCGAAACUACGUACAGAUCACUCACGGAAAAUCAAAAGAUAGAACUGCACAGUAAAGCAUUAAAAUAUCUUCAACAACAUACCAGACGAUGUAUGGCAUGUGGCGAGUUAAAUUUUGCAAGAUUAUUAGGCAAAACAACCGUCCAAAAAAUUAAAAAGAGAAAGGCAACUAUCGAACUUCCUGAAACGUAUCAACUUGAAGAAGUAACUUACACUCUCAAAGAAGAGGCAAAUAACGAUAUGCAACAAGAAGAAACACCGAUUUGUCUCAAUAUUUUACGGAAAAUCAGGAAGCCAAUCAAGACCUUCUCCAAUGUUGAUUUCGCCAACUGCCAAUGCCACCUUAUAUUAAUAACUGUUUAUGCGCAAAUGUUGGAUCACUGUCAAGGAAUCGGAAAGCCAGACAUAAUCUUGAUAGCAAUUUUGGAAUUUGUGGAAAUUUGUUUGGUAGAUAACAAUGUGCCUCAAGCUCGCAGACUUCUGAAUGAUGCUGAAGUUGUGCUUCAGCAAAUGUCCGAAGUUCAUAAAGAAGAAUCAAUAUUCCUAUCUUAUAUCACCGCAAAAAUCCGAACGCUUCAAGGUAGAUGCCAUCUAGAAAGUGGUCUACUUUCCGAAGCGAGGAAAAAACUGAACGAAGCAAUAAACAGUUUGGGUUAUUAUUUUCCACAACACAAAUUCUCGAUUAAUGUGAAGUCGACGAUUCAACUCGAGUUGUUAAGAUGGAAAUUAAUUUGUCCCAAAACCGACACCACCGAUGAACUUACUACGAAUUAUAUCGAGCAAUUGGCUACUUGCUUAGCUUUAAUGUUUGAAGUUUUUAGGGUAAAGAUCGGAACAAGAGGAAUGAAGAAACAUGCACGAUUAGCAGCUAUAUGGAGCUUGAAUGCUGCGUUAGAUUCGUCGAGAGAUUUUCUCACGCUCUGCACAUCGUUUACGAAUAUGAUGAUUACUACGCACGUCUAUCAAAAAAGGUCAGUUACUUCUUAUUUAGAAAAACAGGCUCUCUACAUAUGUGCAACAAAAGGGGAUUUUCUCGAAUUCCAAGAGCUCGAAGGCAUCGCCGAGCUUUAUGCUGGAAUAUUUUUCUCACGAUGGUUGAGAGGAGAGAUUACAAAAGCUAUCAGAAUCGGCUUUAUUGUGACAAGGAUGGCGCAAACCAUGAAUUCCAUAUUUCUUAAAACGCUCGUACUACCUAGAUUAGCGUAUUUGCUUAUGAUUUCUCGUCGUCAUUCUGAAGUGGUAGUUUUGUUGAGAGAAUUGGAAUUCGCAUCGCAAAAUGACUUGGAGAAAUCGAGCCGCACAUGGUACUAUGCUACUUGCGCCGACGUGCAACUCGACACAGGCAUCACGAUUCUGUCAUUUCGAAAUUGCGAACAAUAUUAUCUUAAGGAAGGGGAAUCUAUAAUCAGCCUGCACGAUCCCGAAGCGGAGAGACGAUAUUUUACCUCCAUGUGGCUAUGGUGUAUCAGAGCGCAGCAGUGGGACGCUGUGAAAGUUUGGAACAGCAGGAAUGUGACAGCCGAGAGCGUGGUGGACGAGCACAAGGUGGCGGCGACGAUUACCGCGUUGAAGAAACUCGAGGGGCUGCUACUUUUGUACGUGCGGGAAAUUACUAACAGGAACAUCAACGCGAUAAGUACAAUGGCAGAAAUUAAAAAUAAACUCAGACAAAUUGAGAAAAUGAUAGAAGUUGUAAAAAUUGCAAUUCCCAGAUAUAUGUUAAUGAAAGCUUACUAUUAUAUGAUCCAAUCGCGAAAAAGUGCUGCGGUAAAUAUGUUACGACAAACGAAGAAAUUAUCUAUGAAGGUAGAUAACAGAAUGAUUUAUACAUGGGCAAAUCAUUGUCAACAGGAUUGGUUGGGCGCCAUGUCUUCAGUACAGGAAGAUUUGUGGAAAGAGAAAACUAUUGAAUUAGAUUAUGAACAGGACGAAGUAAAUGCUAACGAUUCGACAAUGAUACCUUUUACAUUUCCCUUGCCAAAAUAUCUUUUAUGA
This is a messenger RNA of Camponotus floridanus (Florida carpenter ant), 5010 nucleotides long. Its product is annotated as adenylate cyclase type 10. NCBI's taxonomy places the organism in Eukaryota, Metazoa, Arthropoda, Insecta, Hymenoptera, Formicidae. The coding region runs from base 1 to 5010 and encodes 1669 amino acids. The transcript is spliced from 29 exons. Gene Ontology annotation, molecular function: adenylate cyclase activity. Gene Ontology annotation, biological process: intracellular signal transduction; cyclic nucleotide biosynthetic process. The record is from RefSeq and is a predicted model, not a curated record. Gene Ontology annotation, cellular component: cytoplasm.